Messenger RNA from Micropterus salmoides (largemouth bass), 2440 nucleotides. It is a transcript of the gene cbx5, whose product is annotated as chromobox homolog 5 (HP1 alpha homolog, Drosophila). Gene Ontology annotation, cellular component: pericentric heterochromatin; nucleus. Gene Ontology annotation, molecular function: chromatin binding. The coding region runs from base 211 to 810 and encodes 199 amino acids. NCBI's taxonomy places the organism in Eukaryota, Metazoa, Chordata, Actinopteri, Centrarchiformes, Centrarchidae. Gene Ontology annotation, biological process: chromatin organization; negative regulation of transcription by RNA polymerase II. The record is from RefSeq and is a predicted model, not a curated record. The transcript is spliced from 5 exons.
CGCGCGCUUUUUACGCACAGAAGCACAGCACCUUUUUGUGAUCCAGGCUAGAAGCUAAAGCAGCCCCAUCGUUGCUUCACAUACCGUAGGUCCACAAAAGACGCGUUAUCGCUGCGGUUACCUGGUCGAAAACAGCGGUCUACAUAUCCGAAGGGGAAGUGCCGUUGGCCUGCGACAGAGUAACGUUAGCGUUCAGCAACAAACUUUGCUAUGGGCAAAAAGUCUCGCGAAGAAGACUCUUCAUCCUCUGAUGAGGAAGAAUAUGUUGUGGAGAAGGUGCUGGACAGGAGGGUGGUGAAAGGCAGGGUUGAGUUCUUCCUGAAGUGGAAAGGAUACUCAGAAAAGCACAAUACGUGGGAACCAGAGAAGAAUCUGGACUGUCCUGAGCUUAUUUCAGAAUUCAUGAAGACCUACAAGAAAAGCAGUGGUGGAAGCUCCACACCCAGCAGUGGGGCCAGCAAAUCAAACACAAGCUCCCUGGGACGCUCCAAAGACUCAAGCAGCUCAAAGAAGAGAAGCUCCGAUGAUGAUGAGGAGGGUGGUAGUAAGCCCAAAAAGAAGAAGGAGGAUGACAUUCUAGUUGCACGUGGCUUUGAGAGAGGCCUUGAGCCAGAGAAGAUCAUUGGAGCAACUGAUUCAUGUGGAGACCUCAUGUUUCUUAUGAAGUGGAAAGACUCUGAUGAGGCUGAUCUCGUGCUUGCCAAGGAGGCCAAUCAUAAGUGCCCACAGAUUGUCAUAGCCUUCUACGAGGAACGUCUCACCUGGCAUGAAGACAGUGAGAAGAAGGAGAAGGAUGCUGUCAGUGCAUGAGUGAAUCACCUCAGGAGGGAACAGGACCUCCUCCACUGCAGGGACAGCCUUGAGUCAGACAUUUUUCACUCCCAAACCUCCCAUCCUUCCUCUUCACCAUGUCCAACAAAGACAGCGGACAGUCGUGUGUUAUCUGUACCCACGUACCCAUUGAAGCACAAGGGCCCAGACUGCUGAGAAGGAUCCAUCAGACAGGAGGGGAAGCUGUAGCGGACAUGGGUGAUGUGCUACUUUGGAGGGUUUCUGCUGUUCUGUCUUUGUAUUCUUUACCUUCUUUUUAAUGUCUUAACACACCAUGUUUUAGUACUUUUAGCGCAGUAAGAUAUUUUGCAUCCAUGAGCACACGUGGCAUCUGUCAAAACUCAGAACAUAGUCUUGAGAGCCAGAGUUCAUACGAGAUAAGUUAACCAUGCGCUUGUCCCACGGAAGAUGCACAGCACCCAUCCUAAAGUAGGCAAUGCACCUUGUUGCUUUAAGAACCCACCAUCACCAGUGAGGAUCAAACCGUAGACUAAUAUUCAGGAAGCAACCACCGCAACACUUUCCUGAAUACAUAAUGACUUCCUUUUAAAACUUUUUUUUUUUUAUUAUUUUUUUAAGAUCUCUUCUUCAGUUUGUCCUGUCUACUCAGUUUUCAAACUUGCAUGACACUGGCCAAUUAUGUCUUUACAACAAAGUAAUGAUAUCCUUGUUAAUCUUUUUUUUAUUUUAUUUUUUAAAUGUAAUUUUUGUUAUUUCCAAGUUUUUAACGUGAACAUUGUGUGGUGUUUUAUUUUUAAAAUCACAGUUCAAGAAAAACAAAUUUGAGUUUUGUACUUUUCAACUGCAGUGUUGUCUUCGGACCAGUCUCAUGUUAACAGGUUAGACAAUCUUAACUGUAGCCACACAAAAUUAAACGAAACCAGCAUUUAUGACGAGUCAUUGGAGUCUGCCACCUUGUGGCUAAAAGAUGAAAAUCUUGACCAGUCUAUUAUGACAACCCUGCAGUUUUAAUGGUGUUAUUGAUCUCAGUAGUUAGUGAUACUUUAAAGGGUUUUGUUUGUUUUAACAGUGUAAAAUGGUAAAAAAAAAAAAUCCAUGCAAUAAGAGUAUUUGUAGAUACCAUUGUAAUAUUUGAGUUGAAUAAUUGAAACCAGUUAUUGAUUGGAUUAUGCAUAUCAUGGGUUCUAUUGUGAUGAGUCAUUUCAUUGUUCUCUGAUAAAAGUAUUAAACAAUGUUGCUAUCUGAGAAGAGGAGGUCAAUUCUUUUACACAAGAUGGAUGCCAGAUUUGUAGUUUGAUCUGCUGUGCUCCAACAUGGACUCUUAGGACCAAAUAUUUACCGUCUACAGACUGAGAUCAGCUGUUUGUUCUCAUUAUUUCUUUUUUUUUUGGCUUUAAUCAAUAUUGUGAAUGAAGGCUGUGACCAUGCCAUCUACCCUUUUAUGCAUACAGUACAUUCAUCAUGUCCCUUGAAAUCACUUAGAUUAUGGUUUUGGUGUAUUUCCUCUCAUUAAAAUUUCCUUUCAGACCCUUGAGUUUUGUCCUCAGUUUUAGUCGGUGCAGAAAUUUUAAAAUUAGACUAUUUCCUGUGUCAACUAAAUGUUACAAAUGUGUACAGUAGCCCCUUUAAUAAACAUUUUCAAUGUUAA